GCGGCCUCACUUCGCUUCCUACGCUUCCAGGAGAGCUCAUUUAGCGAAACGCUUGCAUGUGAUAGUGAGGCUCCGGCGCGAGUAGAAUUCGCAUGCGAUCCUCUCGCUUUUUCCGUGGGAAAAGUUGAUUUGAAGGCAUUUGUAUUCGUACUAACAUCGUAUUAAUUGCCGCUCGAUAUGUCAUUUUAAUCCCCUUCUCGUUCUUUUCCUUCGGAAAUUUAUUUAGAAAGCUUUUUUUUCCUCGCUGAGAAUUCACGGCAUCGCGUUUAAUACGAAUGAUUUUUGAAGUGACUUUCCACAUUCUCUCUUCCCGAUCAGUUUGAAAAAGCUACCCGAGGAAACGUGAUUUCUCCGGUCGCUUCGUGGAGUUAAAUCGCCACGUGUGUCUCCAAUUGCAGCUUCUAAUGACACGUGUUUAUCGUAAUUAAUGCAACCGUGACUUCGGCAGUCAGUUUUGAUGGUUUAAUCGGCCGCAAUCAGCCGCGACGGAUAGCAAUGUCGUGACAAAACCGCAUUAUGGAGCUUCCGUUGCUGAUAGCAAGCGUUCUUUGUAGCGACCUCCCCUUUAAUUGCUCGACCAAGAGAACUUUGAUGCGCACGGACCUCGCGUAAAACGGACGAUCAAUCGCCCCGAAAAGUCGCAGCUGAAAAAGAGGAAAGCUCUCAGGAAAACUCUCUUCCCUGGAAAUAAAAGCAGUCGAAUUCGCGCGUGAGAACGAUAAAUCGCUAUCAUGGGAGCUUUGACAACGGUGACGAGUACGGUAAUAAGAUGCGCCUUUUUCCUACUGUUCUGCCUGCUGGGGCCGUUCUGCAAAUUGCGCGGCCUGAGGAAGAGACGGCGGUGCCCGCCGAUCGGGAAUCAGCUCUUGCUGCAAUCGGCGACGGAGAUCGCGCGAAAGAUCCGCACGAGAGAGGUCAGCUGCGAGGAGGUGAUCACCGCGUACGUGGCGCGAUGCAAGGAGGUGAAUCCGUUGAUCAACGCGAUCGUGGAGGACCGCUUCGAGGCGGCCGUUCGAGAGGCACGCGAGAUCGAUAUUUUCCUCGGGUCGACGACGAUGGACGAGGCCAGCAUCGCGAGCGAGAAGCCGCUGCUCGGACUGCCGAUCACCGUUAAAGAAAGCAUUGCCGUUCAAGGGAUGAGCAACUGCGUGGGGGUGAAGGACACUCCUUCGAGGGCGACGCGCGACGCCGACGUCGUGGCGAGGGUCCGUGAGGCCGGCGGGAUUCCUCUCCUCGUCAGCAACACGCCGGAGAUGUGCAUGUGGUGGCACACGUUCAACAAGGUCACCGGCACCACCAGGAAUCCUUACGACACGCGCAGGACUGCCGGCGGCUCUUCCGGUGGCGAGGCUGCCCUUCUAGGCGCGGGAGCCUCCCUUCUGGGCAUGGGCUCGGACAUCGCUGGAUCGGUCAGAGUUCCGGCGCUAUUCUGCGGCAUCUUCAGUCACAAACCUACGCCCGACUGGGUCUCGGUAGAAGGCCACAAACCCAGCGCGACUGACGAGAACUGGAGUUCGUUUCUCACGAUCGGUGCGAUGGUCAGGUAUGCUACGGAUCUGCCACUCCUGCUGAGUGCGAUGGCGCAAUCCGACAACGCGAAAAUCGGAUUCAACCGAUCGAAGAAGACGUCUCUGAAGGAUAUGAAGUUCUUUUAUAUGGACGACAUUGGCUCGAUCGCCACGAGUCGCGUGAACAGCGACAUGAGAAACGCAAUUUACAAGCUGAAGAAACAUUUGGAGGACGCAUAUGAUGUCAAAGUGCAAAAGGGAAAUUUGAAAGGCAUGAAGAAGUCUUUCGAAUUAAGCUCAGGGAUUCUCCUCAACAUUAAAAAUGUAUAUUCGGCCUUUGAUCGCACGGACGAUCCCAAGAAAUCGAAGAGCGUGCUCGCCGAGAUACUCAGGUAUAUCCUCUUCAUGUCGCCGCACAGUUUCCCCGUCAUAUAUUACGGAAUAUUGAAGAGGAUCGGCGAGGCAAUCCCGCGCUCGACUUACAACAAUAUGUUGGAAAAACAAGCGCAGUUGAAGAAGCAGUUCAAGGAGCUGCUAGGUGACAACGGCGUUCUGAUAUUUCCGUCGUUCACCUGUCCGGCGAUCUAUCCUCAAGAAAUUACAUACAACGUCGGGAAUUUUACUUACUUGAUGGUCUUCAACAUGCUGGGUCUUCCGGUGACGCAGUGCCCGCUCGGUUACGACAAGAAUCAAUUGCCGGUCGGACUUCAGAUUGUUGCGAAUCCAGACUGCGAUCAUCUGACGCUCGCUCUUGCCCAGGAAAUCGAGAGGACGUUUGGCGGCUGGCGAGAACCGACGCAGAAUAAGAACUCCGUCUCCAACGAGGCGUGAUGCUCAGGAAAGGACACGAUCUCACUCACCGUCGGUCGAUCCGACUGUCGACAAAUAAGCGAAAUCUGUGACGGUGACACUUCUGGAUAUAAUCAAUCCUAAUUAAACAAACUCGCGUGCCCACUCUGGUGCCUCGAUGGAACUCAUGGAACUCACGACUUCCAGAGAAGCGAUGACAUUAUUAUAGGCCUGCACAAGAUCCGCCGCCGCAUCAGCAUUGAUCUCGUUCGAUGAUUUAGCGAACUCAGAACUCAAGUUGAACUGCAGAGGUUAUCUCAAGAUGAACGAAUUGAUCUUUCCUCUCGUUAUAAAUGAUCUCGAUCAAGAUCUUGGUCGCACUCUGCUACUUCACGAUCGCGAUCUGCGCAGUAUUGUACGCAAAGUUUUUUUACAGAAGCUUUUUACAUUAAUUCUGACAGCAACAAUUAAAUCUCGAAUGAUAGUUUUAUAAGCUUGUUGACAAUAAAUCAGUACACGUUUUGUAUAA
This is a messenger RNA of Ooceraea biroi (clonal raider ant), 2826 nucleotides long. RefSeq names its product fatty-acid amide hydrolase 2. Lineage: Eukaryota; Metazoa; Arthropoda; Insecta; Hymenoptera; Formicidae. Gene Ontology annotation, cellular component: endomembrane system. The record is from RefSeq and is a predicted model, not a curated record.